AUGGCCGAGCCCGGUACGACGCGUGGCGUGGGACUGGACGUCAUGGACGCCUUCACCCGCUUCACUAACCAGACUCAGGGCCGGGACCGACUCUUCAGAGCCACUCAGUACACAUGCAUGUUGCUUAGAUAUAUGUUAGAGCCUAAAGCUGGCAAAGAGGAGGUGGUAAUGAAGCUCAAGAAACUGGAGUCCAGUGUGAGCACUGGCCGUAAAUGGUUCAGACUAGGCAAUGUGAUACAUGCUAUACAGGCAACCGAGCAGAGCAUUCAUGCCAGUGACCUGGUGCCCCGCUUAUGCCUGACAGUAGCCAACCUGAACCGUGUGAUUUAUUUCAUCUGUGACACCAUCCUGUGGGUGAGGAGUGUGGGUCUUGUCUCUGGCAUCAACAAAGAGAAAUGGCGAACGUGGGCUGCCCGCCACUACUACUACUCUCUCCUGCUGAGCCUGAUCCGGGAUCUGUAUGAAAUCUCCCUGCAGAUGGAGCAGGUUGCACAUGACAGGACAAAGAAGGAGAAAUCAUCAUCCCAGAAUUCUCUUGCGUACAGCGUAGCUGAUGAAGAAACAGAAUGGCUCCAGUCUUUUCUCCUUCUCUUAUUCCGAUCUCUGAAGCGGCAUCCUCCUCUGCUACUAGACACAGUGAAGAACUUGUGUGACAUCCUGAACCCCUUGGACCGACUGGGGAUCUAUAAGUCCAAUGCUGGCAUCAUCGGACUUGGAGGUCUCGUGUCUUCUAUAGCAGGCAUCAUCACUGUGGCAUAUCCUCAGUUGAAGCUGAAGACUCGCUAGGGUGUUAGUACACAGAGGACUAAGUACCCACUUUGAAAGAUACCUUCUGCAUGAAAUGGACAUUUGCAUAGUCACAGGCAGUAUCACACUGUGCUUAAGUUCUUGUGAGCUUUUAGCAUGUGAGCAGAGAUGGGGCCAAGAAUGGAUAAAGUGAGAGCAUAAAGAUUGACACAUUUUUAGAGUGCUGGACUGACUACUGAAUUCAUGAAUAUUUUCCCUUCAUCUAACAUUUACUGAGCAUCUCUUAGACACAUAGUAGGAGCUUGGUGUUUGCUGAAUGAAUAAAAAUUGAAAGGAAAAAAAUUGGAAGAGACCCAACCAAACUAAUAUGUGAACACUAAUAUACAGUAACUUUGGAUUAGUAUGGAUCAUUCAGAAGACUACAGUAGGUCUGAUGCAUAACUCUCUCAGCUCUGGUAGAGGUCCCUAUUUUCUCUAAUCAGUUACACACACAGUAGUUGUCUGUACCAGGAUGGAGGGGAACUGGACUUAAUGGCCUCUUGACACUUAACAUCCCGUACACUCAUGUCCUUGUUCUGUCUAGAGGGGCAAUCAAAAAAGCAUCGAUCAGGCACCUUCAGGGUAUAAAUUGUGUCUAUGGGGAGAGGUCUUUAGGCAGUGUAGUGAAUAAGCAAAAAUCAGAAGCAGACAGAAGGGCCUAGGGUAAGAUUAGGCAGAGGGUUGCUGUGUAUGCCUGUGUAUAGCUGGGGACAAAUAAGGAAAACUGAUGCUGAAAAGAAAACCAAACUGGUCAGAUCCUCAUUUCCUGACUCUCAAUCUGGUGUUCUCUCGCUGAUAAAUCACGGUCUUCAUGAUCAAGUGGAAAUAUGAGGCUUUGCAUAAUACUGUGCUUUCUGCCUCUUACCCUCUCCAAAUUUGGAAACUUUCAUUGGUCAGUGAUUUAUAUUCAAUUUUACAAAAAUUAAACUAUAUCUAUUAUAUAAAGAC
Tupaia belangeri chinensis (Chinese tree shrew) is the source of this 1734-nucleotide messenger RNA. It is a transcript of the gene PEX11A, whose product is annotated as peroxisomal biogenesis factor 11 alpha. The record is from RefSeq and is a predicted model, not a curated record. Gene Ontology annotation, cellular component: peroxisomal membrane. The transcript has 3 exons. Gene Ontology annotation, biological process: peroxisome fission. Bases 1 to 786 code for a protein of 261 amino acids. Lineage: Eukaryota; Metazoa; Chordata; Mammalia; Scandentia; Tupaiidae.